AUGUCAAACGUAGUCGAGCUGCUCAGCGCGACCCUGUCUGCAGACGCAGCAGCGCGAGAGAACGCUACUUCGUCACUCGAAAGACUAGCAACCGAAUCUUUCGGUCCCUAUCUCGACGCGCUGUCAUCUGCCCUGUCCAGCAGUGCCACGCAAUCCUACCUGCGCAAUGCUGCCGGUCUGGCCAUCAAGAACGCGCUUUCUGCGAGAGACACCAGUCGGCAAGAGGAUCUCGCGCUCAAAUGGCUAGCAACGGAGCCGGCCACGAGGAACAAGAUCAAGACUGACACUCUGCAGACAUUGGCGAGCGAAGAUCCGGUGGCGAGAAAUGUGGCCGGUCAAGUCGUCGCGGCAGUGGCAGCCAUCGAGCUACCUAUCGGUCAAUGGAACGAUCUGAUCGAAACAAUGCUGCAAUAUGUCGGUCAUGCAGACAAUCCUGGCCUGCGUCAGGCUACAUUGCAAGCUAUCGGCUACACCUGCGAAACCAUCAAGCCUGAAGUGUUGGCGCUACAAUCAAACCAGAUCCUGACCGCGGUCGUGCAGGGCGCAAGGAAGGAGGAGCCGAGUACUGCAGUACAGCUUGCUGCAAUUCAUGCGCUCUUCAAUUCGCUCGAAUUCGUUCGCGAAAACUUCGAACGUGAGGGUGAACGAAACUACAUUAUGCAGGUCGUCUGCGAAGCUACACAAUCUACCUCUUCCGACAUUCAGAUCUCCGCCUUUGAAUGUCUCGUUCGGAUCAUGCACCUCUACUACGACAAAAUGAAAUUCUACAUGGAACGAGCCCUAUUCGGCCUUACGAUAUUGGGCAUGCGACACGAAGACGAACGCGUGGCGCUGCAAGCCGUCGAGUUCUGGUCUACAGUCUGUGACGAGGAGAUCCAAUUGGCGCUCGAAUCGCAAGAAGCUGCAGAGUACGAGGACGUACCGUUGCGAGAAUGUCAAUACUAUGCCAAGAUUGCCCUGCCAGAGAUCCUGCCAGUUUUGCUACAACUAUUGACGCAUCAAGAAGAAGACGCAACAGAAGACGAGUGGACAGUCUCUAUGGCCGCUGCGACGUGUCUCGCGCUGCUGGCCCAGAGCGUAGGCGACGGUAUCGUCACGCCCAUCAUCCCCUUUGUCGAGAACCACAUCCGAUCUAGCAAUUGGCGUCACAGGGAAGCGGCAGUUAUGGCAUUCGGCUCCAUUCUCGACGGACCCGACAUCACCUUACUCGAGCCUCUCGUCAAAGAAGCCCUGCCGAUUCUCAUCGAGAUGCUCCAAGACCCAACCGAUCACGUCAAAGACACCACCGCUUGGGCUCUGGCAAAGAUCACAGAUGCGCUCGUCAGCUCGAUCAGACCAGACGAACAUUUACCUAGACUUAUCAGUGCUCUGCUCGCCGGCCUCAACGACAGUCCAAGAAUUGUCGUCAAUUGCUGCUGGGCGUUUAUGAACCUCGGUGAACAAUUGGGCGACGAAAGUGCUCCAUCUACAACGCUCAGCCAGUAUUACGAAACUAUCGUCACCGCGCUUCUGACCUACACAGAGAAGUCCUCGAACGAGAACCAAUGCAGGACAUCAGCGUAUGAAGCCCUGUCGAUCCUGUCUGCACAUGCACCAGAAGACUGCGUGCAAGUCAUUUCCGGAUUGACGUUCACCAUCAUCGAGCGAUCGGAGCGACUGCUCAGUAUGGCCGAUCAGAUCCUGGGACAAGACGAUAGGAACAAUUACGACGAGCUUCAAAGCAAUUUCUGCGCAGUCCUCACAAGCUUGGUGAGGAGGAUAGGAACGGACCUCAAGCCCAUGGCAGACAGAAUCAUGAGUCUGAUGCUCAAUCUGAUACGAGUCAGCGGCAAGUCUUCCAGCAUUCUCGAGGAUGCAUUCCUCUGCGUAGGUGCCAUGACUUCUGUGCUCGAGCGAGAUUUCCAAUUGUAUCUGCCCGCUUUCCUACCAUUUCUGCAAACGGCACUCAAUGCGCACCAAGAGUAUCAGCUGUGUGGCGUCGGCGUGGGUCUCAUUGGCGACAUCUGUCGUGCGCUCGGCGAGACCAGUCUGCCCUAUGCACAGAGCUUCAUGGAAGCGCUCCUACAAGAUCUGCAAUCGACAGUAUUGCAUCGAAGCGUCAAACCGCCCAUUCUCAGCUGUUUCGGCGAUAUCGCAAUGGCCGUCGGUGCGGGCUUUGAGCCUUUCCUCGAGACGACCGUCAACAUCCUGUUACAAGCUGGCGCGACACGAGCAGAUCCGAGUGAUUACGAUCUGAUAGAAUACAUCAACGAGCUCAGGGAAGGCAUAUUAGAAGCUUACACUGGCAUCAUUGGCGCAAUGAAGACGAGCGGCAAAGCGGACGCAUUGGUACCUUAUGUGCCAUCGAUUCUGACGUUCAUCCAUCUAGCAGUCACCGAUCAAGAUCGAACAGACCCAGUCAUACGAUCCUCUGUUGGCCUGCUGGGCGAUCUGGCGGAAGCCUAUCCGAACGGGCAGAUCAAGAAUGCUUUGCUCAGCGAAUGGGUUUCUGAGCUGCUCAAGAAUGCUCGCACGAGAAGUGGCAGCGCUGACACGAAGCGGACUGCCAAAUGGGCCAAAGAGAUGGUCAAGAGAGCGACACAGUAG
Mixia osmundae IAM 14324 is the source of this 2586-nucleotide messenger RNA. RefSeq lists its product as uncharacterized. Lineage: Eukaryota; Fungi; Basidiomycota; Mixiomycetes; Mixiales; Mixiaceae. Gene Ontology annotation, biological process: protein import into nucleus. The record is from RefSeq and is a predicted model, not a curated record. The transcript is spliced from 9 exons. Gene Ontology annotation, cellular component: cytoplasm; nucleus. The coding region runs from base 1 to 2586 and encodes 861 amino acids. Gene Ontology annotation, molecular function: small GTPase binding; nuclear import signal receptor activity.